AUGCUACGAUCCUCAGAUUCCGCAGUAGUACCGAUCGAGGUGGAGAUUGGAGGACCGGAACUGAGAGCCCUGUACGACCGCGCCUGUGAGGAGGGGUACACGGAGGUCUACAGUACCCGAUUUGUACUUGUAGGCAAGUUCGGUAAUGGCAAAACUAACCUGUGUAACAGCCUGCUUGGGGACGAGUUUGACCCGGAAUGGAAAAUCACUGAUGGCAUAGCGAUCCACCCAUGUGUCAUGACACAGGAACAGCAAUGGAGAAAGCUUGGAGGUCAAGAGGAUCAUUUUCCACAUGCUGUGGCAAACGUAAUGAAGAAAUUGAGGCAUGAGAGACAACGAGCAAAACAGCCUAAUUUACCAACCAGACAGAGUCAAAGUCAACCUGACUCUGACGUCAUGGACAUAACAGAGGCAAUGAAGAAGACUAGGAUUGGGAAAGAAGGUGGGAAAGAGCCUAAAUCACCCACCAGAGACAAACAAAGUCAACCAGAUGUUGACCUGCCGGACACCACAACAAUAAACAAACGUGUGGAACAAGCCCCGCAUCCACUCCCAUCUCUAGCGAAGAGACCACAGGGAACGAUCAGAGAGACAUUUCAAGCUUAUUUGAAGGCAACAAAAAUCUUCAGGAAACAGGAUGACAAAUCCAAUGUCACAGGCACAAAAGAGCACCCCCAGAUUUCUAUCUGGGAUUUUGGGGGGCAGGAGAUUUUCUACAGCACCCAGCAGGUCUUCUACACCCACCGGGCAAUCUACGGGAUGACCAUGGACCUCACCAAACCCAUCGACAAUCCUGUGGAAAUGUCUACUGAUGGUGGUCCAACUAGUCACUGCCAUAAGGAAAAAGACUUCAUCGACUAUCAUCUGGAGUCCAUACGGGCACACACGAGACCAAAAGUACUGCAGCAUGAGGUUGGACGAACUCCAGCAGCAAGGGACAUCGAACCACCUGUGAUGUUCAUCUUUACAAACAAGGACCAAGUUACCGAGGAAACCAUACAGAAGUUUCACAGUGACACAAGAAACCACCUGAAAGGUAAGGUCAUUGACAAGCAUGUUAUUGACAUGUACUUUUCAGUGGACAACACAAAACGGAACCCAGAAGAUCCAGAAGUGUCAGAACUGAGAGGAUUCAUCCUUAAUCUGGCCAGACAGCAGAGCUACAUGGGAGAGAGAAUCCCUGUCAAGUGGUUAGAGUUAAAGUCUAAGCUGCAGGACAUGUACAAGGAAGGUAGGAGAUACUGCAGCCUACAAGAAGUCAUGGAAGCAAUCGGCAGUCCGCCCAAGACAACCACACCAGAAGAGAACGCCAUCAGUAUCCUGACCUUCUGGCACCUUUGUGGCGACAUCAUCUACUUCCCGGUCCAGAACCUCCGCAACUUCGUGAUCCUGGAACCACAGUGGUUCGUGGACGUCUGCAAAACCAUUAUCACCAUCCCACAGUACCGAGAUCGUGAAGUGAAAGAUGAAUGGGAUAGGCUGCAGGAGACAGGGGAGUUGCGAGAUCACUUGAUAGAUUACGUGUGGAGUCACCGAGAAGAAGCCCUGCGGUACAACUUGAUGGAACACAAGCAAGAGCUACUGGACAUGAUGGAGAAGUUUGAUCUGGUCCUUCGAUGCUAUGGACGCAGCGGAGAGGUGAGCGGUCCAAAGUGUGAUCUCUCCGGGGAGACAACGUACUUCGUUCCAUCAUUACUCACGUCUGUGAAGGAUGAGAAGAAGCUCUACCCACCCGGUACAACAUGCAGCAAGCCGAUCUUCAUCGUGUUUGACGGCAAGUUCUGCCCAGUUGGACUGUACCAUCGGAUGGUCAUCAGCAGCAUGCGCCGCUACUUCAGCGUCAAACCACAGCUGGCGUAUGCGUCAUGUACAAAGUUCAUUACAAAUAACCUUAAGAGGCAGACCUUUAUCCUCACAAAGGAAAAGUUCUUCCUGAAGGUUGAAUUGGUGUCUUCAGUGAAGGAUGAGACAAGCUGCUUCAGUCAUGGCCCGAGCGUGAGGGAAGGUCUGGAGGAAGAUCUGAAGGACAUCAUCAGCAAGUGGGUCCCAGGAAUCCGGUACAAGUGGUGCGUCAGGUGCUGCUGUGAGGGCCACAGGGAGAAGGAAGAUGCUGACAGUUUCCUCCCUAUUGACGAACUCAGCGCUACCGAACACUUCAAGAGCGGUGAAAUCGUCUGUGAGACGUACGCACCUGCAACUACAACCGUCAAAGAAGCUGGCCUUUCCGACUGGUUCCGAAACCCACUGCCGCAAACUGCAGAUGAAACGUUAACUCAUCCAGGAUGCCUACCGUCAGUUUCACAGGACUACUUUCACCUGGUUGUGAGGGAGGUGUGUCCAAGAUGGAGAGAGCUCGCCUUCCGCCUCAACCUCUCAUCUGCAAAUGUUGAGGAAAUCGAGGUGCGACAUCGGGGAGACCCACGGAAGUGCUGCAGGGCUGCCUGCGACCGCUGGGUUCAGCUGAACGGCAGCAGUGCGACGGUGGAAGUGCUGAAAGACGCGCUCAUCUCCAUCGGAGAGGUGCCGACGGCAGAGAAUAUCGAGGACUUGCAACAGGCAGGAGUAUACUCACGACAGUCAACACAACUGCAGACAGGUCAUUGGAGUGCAAGCGCAGAAAGCUGUUUCGCCAUAAUCGUGGAAGAUGUGUGCCCACGCUGUACAGAACUCAGCCGCCAUCUUGGACUUACAGCAACACAAGUUGACGAGAUCGCCGGGCGGCAUAACGGGGACCCACGAGAGUGCUGCCUGGAAGCCCUGAAGCUUUGGUACUUUAUCAAUGGUAGUGAUGCAAGUAAAGAGAGACUGAGUGAUGCUCUUAUCUCUGCUGAAGAGAUAGCCACAGCAGAGAAGCUGGAUGCACUAGCACUGUAG
Messenger RNA from Branchiostoma floridae (Florida lancelet), 2874 nucleotides. RefSeq lists its product as uncharacterized. The transcript is spliced from 11 exons. Gene Ontology annotation, biological process: signal transduction. Gene Ontology annotation, molecular function: protein binding. NCBI's taxonomy places the organism in Eukaryota, Metazoa, Chordata, Leptocardii, Amphioxiformes, Branchiostomatidae. The record is from RefSeq and is a predicted model, not a curated record. Bases 1 to 2874 code for a protein of 957 amino acids.